CAACUUCAUAAUUAGGGCAUUAAAACAGGCCACAUCAUGUUAAAGGGUUUUAACAUUUCCACGUAGCGGCGCUCAUAUCUUCCACAAAUAAUUACUUAUUGGGUUAUUUAAAUCUAAUGAUCUAGCGUCAAAUUAUUCUUUCUUAAGGCACUGUCAUUAGAAUUUUUUCGAAAUCUUUUCGCCUCGCGUCAACUUUCUCAAAACCCAUUGGAGGAGAGGUUAAUAGGGAAGUAACUUAUGGCUUUCUCAUCCAAUGGUUUUUGAAAAACAGCCGAUGAGACCGGCGAAUGUUUUGGUGUUUAAAUUAUUUUAUUGCAUUUUAAAAUAAAAUAAUUUAUAUAGCAGAGAGGACGCGAGUAGAAAACGUUGAAGAAAAAGGCCCAACACGCUGCUAAUCAAUAAAGUUGGAGUUUGGAAUGUGAACCUAACACAUGAACUCCGCGUUUUUAAGCCAGUCCGUGUUUUAUCACUGCCGGCAGCAGGUGGGCUCGCGUCAUCGUACGUGCAAACGUGCAAACGUCGGAAGAAAAUUUUUUCGGAAGUAUGGAGGGUUCAUAGGCGGUGGGAUGCUGUCGGCCGCAGUGGCUGGUGGCGUCUUCGCCUCCCCUCCUCCAGCCAGUGUUCUGGCGGCCAUCUUGGCCCUGCGUGACGCGGGGGCAUCGGGGGUCCUCCUCAUUGUGAAGAACUACACCGGGGACCGCCUGAACUUCGGCCUCGCCGUGGAGCAGGCCCGGAACAGAGGCGUGGCGGUCGACAUGGUGAUCGUCGCCGACGAUUGUGCGUUCAGUCAACCCAGUAAGGCGGGGAGGCGGGGUCUGUGCGGGACGGUGUUCGUUCACAAGCUUGCCGGAGCUUUGGCUGCAGAAGGUCGUCCGCUGGAGGAGAUCGUCUGUCAGGUGAAGGAGGCCCUGAAGAACAUCGGUACUCUGGGGGUCAGCUUGUCCCCCUGCAGUGUUCCAGGCUGUCUUCCCUCCUUUGACCUGCCUCCCGGGGAGAUGGAACUUGGCCUGGGCAUCCAUGGAGAACCUGGCAUUAAGAGGUUGAAGGUGGCUACAGCGGACGAAGUGGUGAACAACAUGAUUGAUCACAUGACAAACCCCGCCAGCCAGUCACACCUGGCGCUGAAGUCAGGUGACAGCGUAGUGCUGUGUGUCAACAACCUGGGAGCGUUGUCCCGCCUGGAGAUGGCUGUUGUUACUCGAGCUGCCAUCAGCUGCCUGGAGGGUCGUGGGGUGCAGGUUGCCCGGGUGAUGUCGGGGUCCUUUAUGACAUCACUAGAGAUGGCCGGAGUGUCCCUGUCACUGAUGAAAGCCAACCAGGAAGUACUCCGGCUGUUUGAUGCCAAGACCUCAGCGCCAGCCUGGCCCAACCAGAGCGGCGUGCGUGUCAGUGGGAGGAGCUACACCCUGGACCCCCCGGCAGUCGGCACCGACGUCUCCUCGCAGUCAGAAGGUCCUCUGAGUGGUGUGAUGGCUAACACGCUAGAGAUGGUGUGCUCUUCCCUGCUGCAACGCCAAGAGGAACUAAACUCCCUGGACAGGGCAUCAGGGGACGGAGAUUGCGGGAACACUCAUGCCCAAGCCGCCAAAGCCAUUCUGGAGUGGCUUCAUAGUCAUGUGGUGCCUGGUUGCCCGGGGCAACUGAUGUCCACCCUCGCUGGAUUGGUUCAGGAAAGAAUGGGCGGGUCUUCCGGAGCAUUGUAUAGUUUGUUCCUGACUGCGGCCGCUGUUCCUCUGAAGGACCACUGCCACCCCGCAGCCUGGGCCACCGCUAUGCAUGCUGGGACAGAAGCCAUUAGAAGGUAUGGGGGUGCUGAUCCCGGUGACAGAACCAUGUUGGAUGCUCUGUGUCCAGCGGUGGAGGAGCUGAAGAGACUGGCCACAGUGCCACCUGGUGGUCACAUGGCUGUUCUACAGGCCGCUGUGGAGAGAUCCGAGUUGGGGGCGGAGUCCACCCGUGACCUCAUAGCGAGGGCAGGGCGGGCCAGCUACAUCGCCACGGAGCGUGUGACCCUCCCUGACCCGGGUGCCGUGGCAAUAGCCACCAUUUUGAGAGCAGUUUUCCAAGCCCUCGGGGGAACCGAAGCAAAGUGAUCUGAAUUCAGAGAUUAUUCAGUGUAGAUUACAGACUGAAUGAGCCCAGAUAUUAUUAACAGUGUAAAUUACAGACUGAAUGAGCCCAGAUAUUAUUAACAGUGUAAAUUACAGACUGAAUGAGCCCAGAUAUUAUUAACAGUGUAGAUUACAGACUGAAUGAGCCCAGAUAUUAUUAACAGUGUAGAUUACAGACUGGAUGAGCCCAGAUAUUAUUAACAGUGUAGAUUUCAGAGUGAAUGAGUUUAGUGAUUAUUAACAGUUUAGAUUUACAGACUGAAUGAGUUUAGAUAUGAACAGUGUGUAUAUACUGUAUGGUGUUUAUUCAUUUUAUUGGAAGCACCAGGAAAAAUAAUCCUUCAAAAACAAGACCUUUAGAAUGAAUAGUUGGGGACCAAUCAGUAAUGCAGGAGGGAGGGACUGCUGGUUAUUAUGCAAAUAACUGCACUUUCUAACAGGGUUGACAGCCUUUGACUGUAACUUUAAUACAUGCAUUGAAGACCU
Messenger RNA from Esox lucius (northern pike), 2597 nucleotides. RefSeq names its product triokinase/FMN cyclase (gene tkfc). Gene Ontology annotation, cellular component: cytosol. The transcript has 14 exons. The coding region runs from base 432 to 2093 and encodes 553 amino acids. Lineage: Eukaryota; Metazoa; Chordata; Actinopteri; Esociformes; Esocidae. The record is from RefSeq and is a predicted model, not a curated record. Gene Ontology annotation, molecular function: ATP binding; glycerone kinase activity. Gene Ontology annotation, biological process: glycerol catabolic process.